UCGAUAUCCGGGCGGUGAUAGCCGAGCUCCGCCACAGCCUCUUGGGAAUGAGAGUAAACAACGUUUAUGAUGUGGACAAUAAGACAUACCUCAUCCGUCUUCAGAAGCCGGACUGCAAGGCGACGCUCCUCCUGGAAUCCGGCAUUCGGAUUCACUCCACCGAAUUCGAGUGGCCCAAGAACAUGAUGCCGUCUAGCUUUGCGAUGAAGUGUCGCAAGCACCUGAAGACCAGAAGGCUUGUGAGCGUGAAGCAACUUGGCGUUGACAGAAUAGUAGAUUUCCAGUUUGGGAGCGACGAAGCCGCCUAUCACUUGAUCAUAGAGCUGUACGACAGGGGGAACAUUGUCCUGACUGACCACGAAUACCUAAUCCUGAACAUCCUGAGAUUUCGCACCGAUGAAGCGGAUGACGUCAAGUUUGCGGUUCGGGAGCACUACCCGGUCGACAGCGCCAAAGCGGCCUCGCCCCUGCCCAGUUUGGAAAGGCUGACUGAAAUAAUAACCACCGCACCUAAAGGAGAACAGAUAAAGCGAGUCCUAAACCCCCACCUUCCUUAUGGAGCCACACUCAUUGAGCACUGCCUUAUAGGAGCGGGAUUUUCAGGCAGUGCCAAAACAGACCAGAUGGAAGGCAAAGACUUCGAGAGGCUACUUGUCGCUUUACAAAAUGCAGAAGAAUAUAUGGAGACUGUGGACAGCUUUGAUGGAAAGGGCUUUAUCAUCCAGAAGAGGGAGAAAAAGCCAAGUUUGGAACCGAACAAACCCACUGAAGAAAUCCUCACAUACGAGGAGUUUCACCCUUUCUUGUUUUUGCAACACUCAAAAUGUCCGUAUGUGGAAUUUGAGUCUUUCAACAAGGCAGUGGAUGAAUUCUACUCCAAGCUGGAAAGCCAGAAGAUCGACUUGAAGGCGUUGCACCAGGAGAAGCAAGCAUUGAAGAAGCUGGAAAAUGUUCGGAAGGACCACGAGCACAGAUUAGAAGCACUCCACCAAGCCCAGGAAAUCGACAAGGUGAAAGGCGAGCUCGUAGAAAUGAACCUCGAGAUCGUCGACCAAGCCAUCCAGGUGGUCCGGAGUGCCUUAGCGAACCAGAUCGACUGGACGGAGAUCGGUGCCAUCGUCAAAGAGGCCCAAGCCCAGGGGGACCCGGUGGCCAGCGCCAUCAAGGAGCUGAAGCUGCAGACCAACCACAUCACCAUGCUCCUGAAAAACCCAUACGUGCUCUCAGAUGUGGAGGAGGAGGAGGCGGAGGAAGCGGCCACAAAAGAGGAGGCGGCGGAAAAACCGAAGGGGAAGAGGAGGAAGAACAAGGCCAAGCAGCCGACGAAGCCUCUCAAGGACCAGCCUUUGCUUGUGGACGUGGACCUCAGCUUGUCUGCCUACGCCAACGCCAAAAAGUAUUACGAUCACAAGAGGCAUGCAGCCAGGAAAACCCAGAAGACCGUGGAAGCAGCAGAGAAGGCCUUCAAGUCGGCAGAGAAGAAGACCAAGCAGACCCUGAAAGAAGUCCAAACAGUCAGCACCAUUCAGAAGGCCAGGAAGGUUUAUUGGUUUGAGAAAUUCCUGUGGUUCAUUAGCUCUGAAAAUUACCUUGUUAUAGCUGGAAGAGACCAGCAGCAAAACGAAAUGAUCGUCAAGAGGCACCUGAGGCCAGGCGACAUCUACGUCCACGCUGAUCUCCACGGAGCCACCAGCUGCGUCAUCAAGAACCCAACAGGGACCCCCAUCCCACCUCGGACGCUCAUGGAGGCAGGCACGAUGGCUCUGUGUUACAGUGCGGCUUGGGAGGCCCGUGUCGUCACUAGCGCCUGGUGGGUGUAUCAUCACCAGGUGUCUAAAACUGCCCCCACUGGAGAGUAUCUGACCACUGGAAGCUUCAUGAUUAGAGGGAAAAAGAAUUUCCUCCCUCCUUCCUAUCUGAUGAUGGGCUUCAGCUUCUUAUUUAAGGCGGACGACUCUUGCGUUUGGAGACACAAAGGUGAGCGGAAGGUCAAAGUGCAGGACGAAGACAUGGAGACCGUCACCUCCAGCACCAGUGAGCUGGCAGCCGAAGAAACGGCACCCCUCGAGGAAGACGACGUCAGCAGCAGCGAUGAGGACGAGGGAGGGGAGGCCAAGGAGAAGGCGGAGAAGGGGGAAGACUCGGUUGAAGGGCGGUCUCCGGAGGUCGGCGAGGAUGGGGCAGGGGAUGCCAUGGCUUCAGAGGGGUCCUCCAGUGAGGAGAACCCCAGUUCAGAGGAAGAGGCUGAAGAACCAGCCGAGAAGGCCCAAGAAGAGGAGGAGGAGGAGAUCAGUUUUCCAGACACGACCAUCGAUCUCUCACACCUGCAGUCCCAAAGAUCCCAGCUGAAAUCGGCUCCCAGAGAGGACACCGCGAGCGUAAGCGAUGGGAAGUCCCAGAGCCGGAGGCAUCUCUCAGCCAAGGAGAGGAGAGAGAUGAAGAAGAAGCAGCAGCCACCGAGUGACCCCGGCAACGAUUCGGACCCUCCGAGGGGAAAGGCGGAGGAAGAGGCCCAGCUCCCGCCCCCUCCCGGGGGGAACAAGAACACAGCCCCCCAGCAGCCGGUCAAAAGGCGGCAAAAGAGCAAGCUGAAGAAGAUGAAGGAGAAGUACAAAGACCAGGACGAGGAGGACCGCGAGCUCAUCAUGAAACUGCUGGGGUCUGCCGGGCCGGUCAAAGAAGAGAAGCCAAAGAAAGGCAAGAGAGGGAAGACGAAAGACGACACCGCCAAGAAACCGCCCCAGAAGCCGAGGGCAGGCCAGAGGGCGACGGAGACGGCCAGGGUCAAGGAGGGAGCUCACAUCGAGUUGGAAGACGGUGCUCUGGAGGAGGAACCGGAUGAGAAGGAGGAGCAGGACCAAGAUCAGCACGCCAGCGAGGAGGCGGAGGCUCUCUUUGACUCCCUGACCGGGCAGCCCCACCCUGAAGACAUCCUCCUGUUUGCCGUCCCCUUCUGCGCCCCGUACACCACCAUGACCAACUACAAAUACAAAGUCAAGCUGACUCCAGGCACCCAGCGGAAAGGGAAAGCCGCGAAGACCGCCUUGCACAGCUUCAUGCAGUCCAAGGAGGCGACCCCACGAGAGAAGGACCUCUUCCGCAGCGUGAAGGAUACAGACCUCUCGAGAAACAUCCCGGGCAAAGUGAAGGUGUCUGCUCCUCAUCUCCUGCACACCAAAAAGAAAUAGGAGGGGGGCGCCCAUACAGGCCGCCACAACCCUGCCGCCGGGGGCCGCCUCUCCCUGACCGCGAGUUGGAUGCCCAAGCUCAAGAAGAGCCCUCUUCCGGUUUUGCUAAUAAAGUCCAAUAUGCCUGUCCUUGACUGUGGUUGUUGCGU
Molecule: messenger RNA, 3337 nt
Organism: Gekko japonicus
Lineage: Eukaryota; Metazoa; Chordata; Lepidosauria; Squamata; Gekkonidae
Gene: NEMF
Product: nuclear export mediator factor
Exons: 33
Coding region: 48-3188 (1046 amino acids)
Biological process (GO): ribosome-associated ubiquitin-dependent protein catabolic process; rescue of stalled cytosolic ribosome
Cellular component (GO): RQC complex
Molecular function (GO): ribosomal large subunit binding; tRNA binding
Source: RefSeq, a predicted model, not a curated record